Messenger RNA from Rhizophagus irregularis DAOM 181602=DAOM 197198, 1793 nucleotides. NCBI's taxonomy places the organism in Eukaryota, Fungi, Glomeromycota, Glomeromycetes, Glomerales, Glomeraceae. The record is from RefSeq and is a predicted model, not a curated record.
ACACGACGAAGCAAAAGUUUUUGUAAAUGAAAUUUAUAUCUGAUAUGUACACGUUCUUUUGAACGACAUUGUUAUUUCAUCAAGACCUUUAAAGUCGGGGAGAACCUGAAGAUCUCAUUUAAUUUUCGACUGGCACAGUCGAGCAGAUUUUAGGCGCAGCAAAUUCGAGAGAGCUUUUAAAACAUACUUAUUUAUAAGAGUAUGUUAUGACUUGUGAGAUAGAUUGACUCCGUUUGUUGUAGCAAAUUACCGUGCCAAUUUUCCUUAUUCGCGUUUAAUAUAACAAUGAAAGAUGUGGUAAUCAUUUCGUGCAACAUAAAUAAAAAUAAAUUACUCAAACUUGAAAUUUUUUAGUUAUCUAAUAUCUAAUUCAUUAUGGAAUUAAAAACUCAAGGGAAAAACGAAAUUUCUAGAGCAGAAAUAUCAAAAUCAUUUUACCGAAAAUUGAUUAUCUUAGUUAACAAAUUAUUUUUUGAUCCAUUAUUUUUUUGGUACACAGCUUCUUGUAUUCUCAUAGGGGAGGCAUUGUUAAAUAUUCUUAUUAUUAAAUAUGUAUCGUAUACGGAAAUUGAUUGGAAAGCAUACAUGCAAGAAGUUUCUGGAUUUCUGAACGGUGAAAGAGAUUAUAUAAAAUUACAUGGAGACACAGGGCCAUUAGUUUAUCCAGCUGGAUUUGUUUACAUAUAUUCUGUUCUAUACUAUUUUACAUCGGGAGGUGUAAAUAUUCAAAGAGGACAAUUUAUAUUUGCGAUUCUUUAUUUAUGGACUCAAUAUGUCGUAUUUAAAAUCUAUCAAUCGUCUCGUAAAAUUCCACCCUAUGUAUUAAUAUUUUUAAGUUUAUCAAAAAGGAUUCAUUCUAUUUAUGUUUUGAGAUUAUUUAAUGAUUGUUUUGCUAUGGCUUUUCUUUAUUCUUGUAUUUGGGCCAUGAUUAAUCGAAAAUGGAAAUUAAGUUGUAUACUUUACAGUUUUUCCUUGUCAAUCAAAAUGAAUGUCUUACUUUUUUUUCCCGCAUUUGGAUUAAUUUUAUUUAAGUCAUUAGGGGCUUGGAAAACUUUAUUUAAUCUUUUGCUCACAAUAAUCAUUCAAAUUGUUUUGGCAUUGCCAUUUUUAAUGGAAUAUCCGAAAUCUUAUUUCGCACGUGCUUUUGAAUUUUCUCGUGUAUUCAUUUAUAAAUGGACUGUAAAUUGGAAAUUUUUGGAUGAAGAAAUAUUUAUUAGUAGGAACUUUGCCAGUAUACUUUUACUCGGACACGUAUUUGUCUUGAUGGGUUUCUUAUUUAAAAGAUGGUGUAGAUCUGAUAAUGGAGUAAUCAAUUUGCUCUAUGAUGGAUUAUCCGGAAAUAUAAAGGAAACAUCCAAAAGUGUUACAGCUGAUCAUAUAAUAACAUUGAUGUUUACAAGUAAUCUCAUUGGAAUAAUAGUAUCAAGAACAUUACAUUAUCAAUUUUAUUCUUGGUAUUUUCAUGGGUUACCUUUCUUAUUAUGGCAUUGUACCAAAUUACCAAUAUUUUUAAGAUGUUUGACGUUAAUUAUAAUUGAAUACUGUUGGAAUGUUUACCCUUCUACAAUGGAAAGUUCUUUAACAUUAUUAUUUUUCCACUUAAUAGUAUUGAUUAAUUUAUGGAUCGGAGAUGCUGAAGGGGAGAGAGUUAAAUUUAAUGAAAAACAGGAAUAAUGUGUAAUUUAUCUUGUAAAAUGAUUGGGUAUAUUUUUCACUCAAGUAUAAUGUGAAUUAGAAAAUGACUAUGUUAUGUCCUUUAAUUUUAAAUAAACAAGUUAUUUGUCAUGUUAUGC